Molecule: messenger RNA, 913 nt
Organism: Panicum virgatum (switchgrass)
Lineage: Eukaryota; Viridiplantae; Streptophyta; Magnoliopsida; Poales; Poaceae
Product: glutathione S-transferase U18-like
Exons: 2
Coding region: 67-783 (238 amino acids)
Biological process (GO): glutathione metabolic process
Cellular component (GO): cytoplasm
Molecular function (GO): glutathione transferase activity
Source: RefSeq, a predicted model, not a curated record
UCACAGAUCUAGAACACAUCACGAGAGAAGAACUAAACCUUCAGUUGUGCAGAAAAGCAGGGAAGAAUGGCCGGAGGACGAGAAGAGCUGAAGCUGCUGGGGACUUGGGCGAGCCCGUUUGUGAUCAGAGUGAAGCUUGCGCUCAGCUUCAAGGGCCUGAGCUAUGAGAACGUUGAGGAGGAGGACCUCUACCACAACAAGAGCGAGCUGCUCCUCAAGUCCAACCCGGUGCACAAGAAGGUGCCCGUGCUCGUCCACAACGGUAAGCCCGUCUGCGAAUCUCAGCUCAUCGUGCAAUACAUCGACGAGGCCUUCAGCACAGAUGGCCCCUCCAUCCUCCCUGCUGAGCCCUACCAACGCGCCGUCGCUCGCUUCUGGGCCGCCUACAUCGACGACAAGUUGUUUGCCUCGGCGUUGCAAGCCGGUAGAGCCAAGACGGAGGAGGAGAAGGCCGAGGCACUGAAGCAGACGUUCGCGGCGGUCGAGACCCUGGAGGCAGCCUUCAAGGAGUGCUCCAACGGGAAGCCCUUCUUCGGUGGUGACACCGUGGGGUACUUGGACAUCGUGCUCGGGACCCUCAUACCGUUGGCGCAUGUCGGCGAGGCACGGUUUGGCAUCAAGCUCUUUGACGGCACCAGAAGCCCGCUCCUGGAGGCAUGGGUGGAGCGCUUCGCGAUGAUGGAUGCGGCCAACGCAGUCCUGCCAGAGGUCGACAAGCUGAUCGAGUACAGCAAGGCGAAGCAGGCACGAGCUGCAGCUUUGGCCGCAGCUGCAAGGAACUAAAAUUGGCUCGGUCAUGUGAGGGCCAUUGGGUAGCAUCUUUACAGAAUACAGUUAUACAGACGCACACAGUCUUAUACUCCAUUGGUUGUCGUACAGUUGUUCUAUUGUAAUAAUGAACCGUAGUAUUUAG